CGCGCCCGCCUCUAUGACUGGCGGCGGGCGCGGCCACGUGACGCUUUCAACCGCGCCGCGCGGGACCUGCGCCGGGAGGGAGCGAGGCCGCGGCGGGGGUGCGCGGGCGAUCAGGACUCCCUCAUUCAUAGCUUGGGCCAAGCAGUCCUAGGAUGGACCGUCAGCUCUCCUGCAGGCACUGAAGUGACUUCGUAAACACUGGCCGUGAGCCGAGGUCCUUGCACAGGUGAUACUUCUGCUCAGUCUGACACUUGCCUGCAAGUACCUUUGAUUAAGGAGAUGAGUGACUUUGCCUGUUCUAUUGAUCAGAAUAAAUUACCAGCAGCUAAUUUAUGGACCUCACAAAAGUGCCUUUGACAUGGUGAAUUGUGCUCUGUUGUUCAGAGAAAAAGGUUUAGAGAGACAUGGAGCUUGAAAGAAUCAUUCGCGACACACUGACACACUUCAUCCAGUCCCACAUCCCUGCAGCAGACCUCAGUGGGAUGGAUGAUGUUUUCUUCUCUUAUAUCACGGGUGUCCUGGAAGAGCUGGGCUUACCAGAGUCCUCUGAGGAGACUUUUGACAUGGACACAUUUGUGGAAAUGAUGGAGGCAUAUAUCCCUGGUUUUGCAGAAAUCCACAGUGGGGAUGUUUGUGAAAUGAUGUUCUCCCUCUCAGAAAGUCUUGGUGAAGCUCGCAACAAAGAAAAACCAGGCCAAAAGGCUGUGGAAAGCGGGAGUGAAGCACCCUCUGAAGACCUGACCAAGGGCCAGGAGCCUGAAGCUGGAGCCUGCAACGGGGAAAGGCUGCGCACUCCAACAGAUGGAGCUGGGGCCCAGGAAGGCGAUGACUUGAAGGAUGGGGUAGAGCUGCUACUGGAGAUGUUCCCGGCCUGUACUGUGAGCCAGGCAGAGAAGGCACUCGCCAUGGCCUUGGGGAACUUGGAGGAGGCAGUGCAGUUAAUUGUGGAGGAGAAGGUGGAAAUUGGCCCAGCAGGUGUGAGCAUGAAGGAACUGGCACGGCCCCGCAGAGCACCCAACCACGAGGAACUAAAACAGGUUAUCCUACAGAAAUACAUGAUGGUGGAUAGUGCAGACGAUCAGAAAACACAUCGGCCAGCUCCACCCAAAGAGGCUCCGAAGAAGUUGAUCCGCUAUAUUGAUAACCAGGUGGUGAGUACAAAGGGGGAGAGGUACAAAGACAUCAAGAAGCCUGAGAGCGAGGAGAUGAAGAAAACCUACAUCAGCAUCAAACCAGCCAGGAAGUACAAGUUCCACUGACAGCCAGGUCCUCCUGCUCUUCAGCCUCCACCUCACCAGCCAGGCACGGCAGGAUGGACACGUGGCACUAGGGAUGAGGGGACUCCUCCACCUGCCACUAACUGGAACUAACCUGGGAGCCAGAAUACUGCUUUCAGCUUCCUCAACUAACCUGGCUGACAAGGAGGAGAUUUCUCUCCUUGUGUAGCUGUCCCUCUGCCCCCAGGGGCACACCGCAGUGGCUCUCUGGGGCCUGGGCAUACUCUGCUAUUCCUUGCAUGGGACAUUUUUAGAUCUAAGAUGUGGCUUGUGCUUUUGCAGCAAGCUUUUUACAAGUCUGUGUGCACUGUUGCUUUAAAUUGAGUGCCAGUGUUAAUAAAGAUGAUGUGAGUUGGUGUGUA
Messenger RNA from Harpia harpyja (harpy eagle), 1639 nucleotides. RefSeq names its product CUE domain containing 2 (gene CUEDC2). The transcript is spliced from 11 exons. The record is from RefSeq and is a predicted model, not a curated record. Gene Ontology annotation, molecular function: ubiquitin binding. NCBI's taxonomy places the organism in Eukaryota, Metazoa, Chordata, Aves, Accipitriformes, Accipitridae. Bases 405 to 1259 code for a protein of 284 amino acids.